Messenger RNA from Telopea speciosissima, 621 nucleotides. Its product is annotated as ADP-ribosylation factor-like protein 5. The transcript has 3 exons. Gene Ontology annotation, cellular component: cytoplasm; trans-Golgi network. The coding region runs from base 49 to 600 and encodes 183 amino acids. The record is from RefSeq and is a predicted model, not a curated record. Gene Ontology annotation, biological process: protein localization to Golgi membrane; vesicle-mediated transport; intracellular protein transport. NCBI's taxonomy places the organism in Eukaryota, Viridiplantae, Streptophyta, Magnoliopsida, Proteales, Proteaceae. Gene Ontology annotation, molecular function: GTP binding; GTPase activity.
GCCUUCCGAUUUGGUUAGAUUUAAGUUCGACCUCUGUUUGUAUACAAGAUGGGAGCGUUUAUGUCAAGAUUUUGGUUCAUGUUGUUUCCGGCGAAGGAGUACAAGAUAGUGGUCGUUGGAUUAGAUAACGCUGGAAAGACAACGACACUUUAUAAAUUGCACCUCGGUGAUGUUGUCACUACUCAUCCGACUGUUGGGAGUAAUGUCGAAGAGCUUGUGUACAAAAACAUUCGGUUCGAGGUGUGGGAUCUUGGUGGGCAAGAGCGGCUGAGGACAUCAUGGGCAACAUACUAUCGUGGGACUCAUGCAGUCAUCGCGGUGAUAGACAGCACUGACCGUGCAAGGAUCAAUAUUAUGAAGGAUGAACUCUUUCGGUUGCUCCAACACGAAGAUCUUGAACAUUCAGUUAUUCUUGUCUUUGCAAACAAGCAAGAUCUCAAGGAUGCCAUGUCCCCAGCUGAGAUCACAGAUGCCCUCUCACUUCACAGCAUUAAGAAUCAUGAUUGGCACAUCCAAGCUUGCAGUGCCCUCACGGGAGAAGGGUUAUAUGAUGGUUUGGGGUGGAUAGCCCAGCAUGUGACCGGCAAGGCUACAAGUUAAUAUAACUCAGGGCUUGUGAAC